Messenger RNA from Medicago truncatula (barrel medic), 1725 nucleotides. RefSeq names its product 7-deoxyloganetin glucosyltransferase. The transcript is spliced from 2 exons. The coding region runs from base 91 to 1530 and encodes 479 amino acids. The record is from RefSeq and is a predicted model, not a curated record. Gene Ontology annotation, molecular function: quercetin 7-O-glucosyltransferase activity; quercetin 3-O-glucosyltransferase activity. Lineage: Eukaryota; Viridiplantae; Streptophyta; Magnoliopsida; Fabales; Fabaceae.
AUUGAUUUCCUUUUAUAACAAAAAGUGGUCACUUUAUCUCUAUUAAACCAUUGGCUUCCCUUUGCUCAAAAUUCAAACACAAACUCAGAAAUGAGUGAUUCAAAACCUCAUGCUGUGUUAAUCCCAUCUCCAGUUCAAGGCCAUAUCAAUCCAUUGUUGAAACUAGCUAAACUUCUUCACCUUCGAGGAUUUCACAUAACCUUUGUAAACACUGAAUACAAUCACAAACGGUUGCUUAAGUCAAGAGCUCCAAAUGCCUUUGAUGAUUUAACUGAUUUUAGCUUUGAGACUAUUCCAGAUGGUUUAACUCCAACGGAUGGUGAUGGUGAUGUUAGUCAAGACAUUUACGCUCUUUGUAAAUCAAUCAGAAAGAACUUCCUACAACCUUUCCGCGAACUUCUUGCUAGACUUAAUGACUCUGCAACAUCUGGUCUUAUCCCUCCAGUCACUUGUAUAGUUUCUGAUAUUACCAUGUCCUUUACUAUACAAGCUGCUGAAGAACUUUCACUCCCACUUGUUUUCUUUAAUCCAGCCAGUGCAUGUAUGUUUUUGACUUGUAUUCAUUUUAGUACAUUGUUGGAUAAAGGUCUCAUACCACUAAAGGAUAAGAGUUAUCUGACAAACGGAUAUUUGGACACUAAAGUGGACUGUAUUCCAGGAUUGGAGAACUUUCGACUAAAGGAUUUGCCUGACUUUAUAAGGAUUACUGAUCCAAAUGAUUCGAUCAUAGAAUUUAUCAUUGAAGGCGCAGGAACGGCUCACAAAGACUCUGCUUUUAUUUUUAAUACUUCUGAUGAACUUGAGAAGGAUGUAAUAAAUGUUCUCUCCACUAAGUUCCCUUCUAUUUAUGCCAUUGGCCCUUUAUCAUCAUUUUUAAAUCAAAGUCCACAAAACCACUUAGCAUCUUUAAGUACAAAUCUUUGGAAAGAGGAUACCAAGUGUCUUGAUUGGCUUGAAUCAAAGGAACCGAGGUCCGUUGUUUAUGUGAAUUUUGGGAGCACAACAGUUAUGACUACAGAAAAACUAUUAGAGUUUGCUUGGGGUUUGGCCAAUAGCAAGCAACAUUUUUUAUGGAUCAUUAGACCUGAUCUUGUCAUUGGUGGUUCCUUGGUUUUGUCAUCUGAGUUUAAGAAUGAAAUUUCAGAUAGAGGCCUAAUCGCGGGUUGGUGCCCGCAAGAGCAAGUAUUGAACCACCCUUCAAUUGGUGGAUUCUUGACUCACUGUGGAUGGAACUCAACCACUGAAAGCAUAUGUGCUGGAGUGCCAAUGUUGUGUUGGCCAUUCAUUGCUGAUCAGCCAACAAACUGUAGAAUUAUUUGCAAUGAAUGGGAGAUUGGGAUGGAAGUUGACACCAAUGUGAAGAGAGAGGAGGUGGAGAAGUUGGUCAAUGAAUUGAUGGUGGGAGAGAAUGGAAAGAAGAUGAGGCAAAAGGCAAUCGAGUUGAAGAAGAAGGCGGAGGAGGACACGAGACCUGGAGGUUGUUCAUACAUAAACUUGGAAAAAGUGAUUAAGGAGGUUUUGCUUAAAUAAAAUCAAACCUAUAAGUGAAUUUUUUAUGCAAUGUAGUAUUAUAUUGAUCCAUUGAUAUUCUCCUACUGAAUUUAAGGGAUGAUGCUAUUGUAUUGUAUAACAAAUAUAUUGAUGCUAAUAAAUUAAGAGUUCAUGAUGAUGGAAUUGAACAUAUCUUGUGCAAGAAUUCUUAAACUAAUGGAUUGAAUUGGAUAA